Molecule: messenger RNA, 921 nt
Organism: Caenorhabditis sp. 36 PRJEB53466
Lineage: Eukaryota; Metazoa; Nematoda; Chromadorea; Rhabditida; Rhabditidae
Source: the annotation of a GenBank genome assembly
AUGGAUCCUAAUUCUGACGAUAAUAAAGAGUUUGUCGAUGAACAAGUCGAGAGUCUAUGGCAAGUCGAGGAAUUUGUCAAAGCGGAGAGGCUAGUCCAACUCAAAUCAGCCGAUAAUGUCAUCUUCGAUAUCAGCCUGAAAGCAAUGAGUCAGUCGAACACCCUCAAAGUGAUAAUGGAUUACCACAUGGAGAACCCAAAGGUAACCGACCCAAUACCUCUGUGCAAUACGGAUGCCAAGACGGCAAAGCUCGUCGUUGAGUGGUGCGAGAAGCAUAAGGAUGAGCAACGAGCAGGCGGAAAACUUAUUCGGAAAAAGGAUUAUGAUAGGGAGUUCACUGACUGCCUGAGCAAUAGUCAAAUCUGCGACCUAAUAAUUGCGAGUAAUUAUCUGGACAUUGAGAGUCUCAGGGAGAACUGCUACUUGGCGAUUCUCAACAAAAUUCAAGGAAAAUCAGUCAAACAGAUUCGGAUUGCGUUGGGGAAGUCUGGAGGUGAGGGCAAUCGCGAGUUUGCACGUGUUCCUGUCAGAAGAAGUGGUGUGUCCUCUGUCUCUCCAAAUAGCCGCAUCAAACGAGAAACCGCGGCAAACAAAACACGAGCACAGUCUGUUGACGUCAUUGACCGGAUGAUGAGAACAGCAGGUAAGAGAGGGUUUUUAAGAUGGAAAGCUCAAUAUUUUGUUUGUUUAGAACUCUGCAAUAAUGCUGAAACGUCUGAAAAUGAGGGAGUCUCUGGGGAUAACAAAACGACAAACGGAUACAUUCCUGGUGAGGUUCAAAAUCAUCAGCUUAAUGUGAGAUUGUUGUUUGCAGAAAUUGCUAUCGUCACUAAUUUCCAUUCCACCGCCGUCGUUGUUGCUAACAAAAGAGGGGGUCGAGCAAGUGACGAAGAACAACAACCACUUCUUGGACCUCAUUGA